Orbilia oligospora ATCC 24927 is the source of this 2406-nucleotide messenger RNA. RefSeq lists its product as uncharacterized. The record is from RefSeq and is a predicted model, not a curated record. The coding region runs from base 1 to 2406 and encodes 801 amino acids. NCBI's taxonomy places the organism in Eukaryota, Fungi, Ascomycota, Orbiliomycetes, Orbiliales, Orbiliaceae. Gene Ontology annotation, cellular component: cytoplasm; plasma membrane; TORC2 complex. The transcript is spliced from 7 exons. Gene Ontology annotation, biological process: TORC2 signaling. Gene Ontology annotation, molecular function: phosphatidylinositol-4,5-bisphosphate binding.
AUGUCUCUCCUUUACAAUCAAGAGUCCGUGCCCCUAUGUGUGCCGCUCUAUCGAGAGUUGGAUUCUAAUUACUGUUUCUCCCUUAGAUACGCUAUCCAUCAAGUACGAACGCGGUUCCUAGCAUCUGUCAAAGAUAGUGUUGGCGAGCGUCUUAUCAAUUUGAACCAAAAUGUAUUCAAUGUCCCAGGUUACAAGAUCGCAGGUUGGCCUCGGCCCUCAGAGACUGAGAACUAUAACCGUCGAGCCUACUCCCCUCCCAUCCCCGCCGGCGGGACCACAGAUUAUUUUGCUGCACUUCCUAGAUCAGCUGCCUUAGAGCGUCCAAAGAUAUUUGACGAUGAAGAUGAAGCAAAGGCCAUGGGGAAAGGUAUGGCGGCUGGUAGUCACGGCUCCUUGCGAAAUUUCCACCGACAGUCCGAUCAACAACGCCCAAUUGGCCAAGUCGAUGACGAUGAUAGUUCGGAUUUGUCUGAUGAAUCGGACGUUGAUGACGAGGUCGGCAGUCGAACCCAGCAUAUCAAGUUUCCUAAAAUGCCAGUUAGACAGCGCGCUGGAAGCUCUCCUACACAUUAUGCGAACCAUGCGAACCCAAGACUUCUUGUAACCUCACCGGGGAAAUCUACUGGCUCCCGAACACGAAGCGGAUCUCAUGGAAUGAUGGAAUACGAGCGUAGCAGGAAGAUUACCGGAACGGAUAAUGAUGCUGUCAACCUUCUUUCACAUCGAAUCGAUGAGGACACCCAGGCCUUUAAACAACUUGCACAACAACUGAGGGCUUCCCCCGCUACAUCGUUUCGAAACCAAAAUGAAAUUGAUUUUGAUAGUGACGAGGAUCUCGAAGGUGAUGACGACGAAGACGAUGCUUCGACUAUUUCGAGCGACUUUGCCGGUGCUGUGACAGCAAACUCGACACUGAUGGUUACCAAUACAGGAACACCGCCUCCUUUGUUUAACGGCCUACAAAUGAACAAACCAUCAGCACUUCCUCCUCUCCCCCCACCAAGGCCUAUUUCAGUUAUCCAACCGGUAUCCCUUUUAACACAGCUAAUUAAAGCAAACGAAGAGGAGAUGCAGCACCCAUUGGAUGCUUACACCAAAUUUUCUGGAAAGGGAGACAUGAAAGCCGCUGGGCCUGUCUUACGCCGCUUUGGCCAAUCGACCGAUUCUUCUGCACCACUAAGAUUGAGAGUCUAUUGUCCAUUCAGCACAGAACGUCUCAAGUUCGUCGAGGUGAUCGUAAAACGCUCUAUCAUAGAGGAUGGGAUAAAGGUAGAGACUGUUGUAGCCGAUACGCUUGGAUACACACUCUAUAGAUACCGCGAAGAAGACCGACAGCCACCACUCACGGAGGAACAGUGUAACGUCAACAAAUGGAGCUUGCACAUAAUGGAUGAGCCUGGUGAACCUGACGAAGACUUUCCUCCUCUGGAUAGGACACGUGCGAUCUCUGCUUACCAACUUGAGGACCUUGUACUCGUUGAAGCAUCAGACGAAACAUUCGAAGAGAAUGAGAGACUUUUCCCGACGCCGAAAGUCGAAACGAAAGUCGAACCAAAAAAACCAACUACACCAGGAAGUACUGCCCCGCCUACCGGACCAAACAGCAGCCCAGUUCCCGCAAAAGCAACCCAAACUCCAACAAAGCCUGCGGAUGCACCCCUCGUCAUCAAUCAAUCAGGAACCAGACAAGGCGCCCUUUCCCAUCUCAAGAUCCACUGCAACACCCCGGAGGUACACGAUCAAAGCGUUGUUCUCAGGAUCACGAGUGAUACAUACAUUGGGGAAAUUCUGGAUAGCAUUUGCAAGAAAAAGAAUAUGGAUCCCACUCGACAUAUCUUGAGGCUCCUUGGUACUACAACUGUCGUCCCAUUAGAUCGGAUGGUAAAGGAUUUAGAAGGUCGAGGAGAACUCGAACUUGUCGUCAGAGGACCUUUUGAUCCUAUCAUCGAUAAAAAUGCGUCCCCUGGGCCGGUAAACCAGCAAACGGGAUCACUGUUUGGAAAAAAUGCUGCAAAGAGACACACACUAUUAUCACAGAGUAUCACUGCUCACGAUGUUCUAUCGUCGGCUGGAUACCAAAAGUUCACUGUUUGGAGAAAGAUGCCAAUGUCAUUUAUCAGUCGCCACGAGCGUGUAUUAGCUAUUGAUGGAGAAUAUGUUCAUAUCAUGCCAUCAGAUCAAAAUAAAACGCUUUUUGACUCUCCGAAAACUACAAGUAUUCAUAUCAGUUCAAUAAUUGGCUGCAAACAAUCUCGCAAAGCACCCUUGAACUUCAAAAUCAUUGCUAUGAAGUCCAGGGAAUGGAAACGAUAUGCCUUCGAGGCUAUGAGCGCAUCUCAAGCUGCGGAUAUUGUCGAAGCACUAAAGAAACAGAUAUCAGCCUACAAAAUGGACAAAGAGGCCUAG